AUGCGCGUGGAGGGCAACACUCUCACGGGUCUCACCUCAAGAACAGCAAGAACCGCCAAAGGCAAUCUCAGCUCCAUCAAGACCGCCAAGCUGUUGGAAAGUGUGCCCCGGGCCACUCGCUGUCUAGCAACACAGCUCCGCUCUGGACACUUCCCUACCACUAAGUCCUAUCGCUAUCGCUUUAAGCUCACUGAUUCUGCCAAGUGCAGCACCUGUCGAUUAGACGACACUAUCCCACACCGUAUCUUCAUCUGCUCAAGACACAUCAUGGCGAGAAUAGCUUUGAGAAGGAAGAUUCUCGCUCUCGGUAUUAGGUUCGAAUUGGGACCUAUGCUGAGAAACGCCAAAUCUCUCCAAGCGCUAUACGAAUUCUUCAAGCCACAAAUCUCCCAUUCUCACCGACUUCUGCCGGUAAGGUCACUUAAAGGCCUUGUAAAUCCAUUCAAAGCAGCAGCAGCAGUGCGCACUCAGGCGUUACCAAGAGCAGCUCACUCAUCUACCAGAUUGUCAUCACGCACCAUCCACAGAAACUCCUUCCACACACUGGGCCACUUAUGCGUAACCAGAUCAGCCACCAGACCAGCAUUUGGCAACUUCGCCAGCCGUACUCCUCAAGCAGGUCUAGGAUGUGCAAGAACAUACGCUACAGGCAGGGGAGCAGUAGAUGCAAUCCAGAAUAUCAACGUGUUUGCCAGAUGUACUCUCAACCUGCUCGGCGAGGACCAUCUGGACAGUCUGCAAGCAUCACAAUUACGCCGUGAGCGGGAGGAUGAUCACCUCACGAACAUGAAGAGCUACUUCGAUGUCCCCGCCUGCAAGACUGUCCUCGUAGCUCCUCUUUCAUCAUCGCUCUCGCACCUCCUCACCGAGACGAAGCCUUUGCAUACCGACAGCGCAAGCGCUAAUGGGGUGUUGUUCGAUGACACUUUCGUCAGAGACCUCGUCAGCCUGAGGGUGUCGUCCAACGUACACGCGAAGCGGCUCGAUGCACUGUGUGCGAGUGUGCAGUCCGUCGCCGAUACACUCGAGGUCACCAGCUCGGCCAGCGGCCUCCUCAUCGUGAAGGCAACGUUCGAUGGCACGGCUAAGGAGAUCGGGAAGCUCAUUCAUGAUAAAUUGGACAGACUGGUUCUUGACGACAUCGCCAACGCCCAUCGAUUUUCGGGCUGGUACAGGCUCUAUCAGCUCGACGGAGAUACUGUCCUCCAUGACAUGGUAUCCAAGUCUUUCUACCUCCCAGACCCCGACCAGACCUUGAAUUAG
Molecule: messenger RNA, 1263 nt
Organism: Wallemia ichthyophaga EXF-994
Lineage: Eukaryota; Fungi; Basidiomycota; Wallemiomycetes; Wallemiales; Wallemiaceae
Exons: 2
Coding region: 1-1263 (420 amino acids)
Source: RefSeq, a predicted model, not a curated record